AUGGGAAGAGAAAAGGACUCUAAAGGGGACGGAAAAACCAAAGACAAGGCGAAGAACCUGAAAAGGCUGAGUGACCGUGAAAGAACAGGUGCCGUGGGGGAUGUUGUCAAGAACAGCACAAAGACAAGUAGAUCUAAAGACAAGACACAAAAUGCAAAGUCUCCAAAGAAGGUCAAAACUCUGAAGACAGAGACCCAGGAGUCUGUCAGCAGUUCCAGUGACUCUGUAAAACGAGAGCCACAAGAUGAUUUUACUUCAGUAAAUGGUCUGAAAAGAAAACGAGUUAAAGAUGAAUCAAUGGAAGGGACGUCACAAACCGCUGCAUCACCUACUUCAAAGAGAAAGGACAAGCAACACAGUCAUGAAGAAGAAAGUGAAGGAGAACCUUUGAAAAAGAAGUCCAAAGUGAAAACAGAGAAGAUGGUAAAGAAAGAGGAAGGAGAGCAUCCGGUCUCAAAAAAAGCAAAGAGGACAAAGGAGGAGAUUGAGGAAGCAAAACAGCUGAAGAUCAAAAAGAAGGAAGAGGAGGAACAGAAUCGCUGGAGAUGGUGGGAGGAAGAGAAGUAUGAAGACGGAGUGAAAUGGAAGUUCUUGGAACACAAUGGACCCUACUUCCCCCCUGAGUACCAGCCAUUUCCUGACAAUAUAAACUUUUACUAUAAUGGUAAGAAGGUGAAGCUGAGUCUGGCAGCAGAAGAAGUGGCGGUUUUCUUUGCCCAGAUGCUGGACCACGAGUACACGACAAAGAAAGUGUUUCGGGAGAACUUCUUUAAAGACUGGAGGAAGGAAAUGACCCCUGAGGAGAGGUCCCUGAUUCAAGAUCUUGAAAAGUGUGACUUUAAAGAAAUUCACUCCAUGCAUAAAGCCAAAGUGGAGGCUAGGAAAAACAUGAGCAAAGAGGAGAAACUGGCUUUGAAGGAAGCCAAUCAGAAGAUAGUGGACGAACAUGGCUACUGUUUGCUGGAUCACCACAAAGAAAGAAUAGGAAAUUUUAAGAUUGAGCCUCCGGGUCUGUUCAGAGGAAGAGGCGAACAUCCCAAGCAAGGAAUGCUGAAAAAAAGGAUCCAACCUGAAGAUGUCAUCAUCAACUGUAGCAACAAAUCCCGGAUCCCCGUCCCGCCUGCUGGUCACCACUGGAAGGAAGUUCGAUGUGACAACACCGUGACGUGGCUGGCUAGCUGGACAGAAAAUAUCCAGGGCUCCAUUAAAUACAUCAUGCUUAAUGCUAACUCUAAACUCAAGGGAGAAAAGGAUUGGGAGAAGUACGAGGUUGCUCGUAAACUUAAGUCAUGUGUGGAAGACAUUCGGAACCAGUACCUCCAGGAUCUCAAGUCUAAACAGAUGGUGACACGUCAAAGAGCUGUGGCCCUGUACUUCAUAGACAAGCUGGCACUGAGAGCUGGUAAUGAAAAAGAGGAGGGCGAGACUGCGGACACAGUCGGUUGCUGCUCUCUUCGGUUUGAGCACAUCACCUUACACGAGCAGUUGGAUGGGAAAGAGUUUGUAGUGGAAUUUGACUUCCUGGGUAAAGACUCCAUUCGCUACUACAACAAGGUUCCAGUCAUCAAGCAGGUUUUUAAAAAUCUUAAACUUUGCAUGGAGAACAAGGAACCUGGAGAUGAUCUCUUCGACCGUCUGAAUACAACCCUUUUGAAUAAACAUCUGAGCUCUUUAAUGCCUGGUCUGACUGCAAAGGUCUUCAGGUUUGUGUUCAGGUGUAAGAACAUGGAGGUGCCUAUAGAAAAAAUCUACAAUAAAACCCAACGGGACAAGUUUGCCUGGGCCAUCGACAUGACGGAAGCAGACUUUGAGUUCUAAAUCUCAACUCGUGAAAUUCCAGACCCAUUAAUUGAUACCAACAUGCAAUUAAA
Nematolebias whitei (Rio pearlfish) is the source of this 1871-nucleotide messenger RNA. RefSeq names its product DNA topoisomerase 1. Gene Ontology annotation, cellular component: chromosome; nucleolus. Gene Ontology annotation, molecular function: DNA binding; DNA topoisomerase type I (single strand cut, ATP-independent) activity. The record is from RefSeq and is a predicted model, not a curated record. The coding region runs from base 1 to 1818 and encodes 605 amino acids. Lineage: Eukaryota; Metazoa; Chordata; Actinopteri; Cyprinodontiformes; Rivulidae. Gene Ontology annotation, biological process: DNA topological change; DNA replication; chromosome segregation. The transcript is spliced from 16 exons.